Molecule: messenger RNA, 792 nt
Organism: Pistacia vera
Lineage: Eukaryota; Viridiplantae; Streptophyta; Magnoliopsida; Sapindales; Anacardiaceae
Exons: 1
Coding region: 148-537 (129 amino acids)
Source: RefSeq, a predicted model, not a curated record
ACCCUCUACCCAAUUUAACAUUUCCCAAACCCCAACAUCUCUCAUUCUUCAUGGGACCCCACCUCCAUUUCCAUUAUUCUUCUUUGUUCCUUUCUUCAACUUGAACUUCAUCCAUCCCUUCCAUUCUUCUUCGUCUUCUUCCACCCCAUGGAUGACUACAACAGGUCAAAAUCCUACGGGCCUAACUCCAUGCAGUUGGACACCUACUACCCUCCUCCUCCUCCUCCUACCUCUCGACCUCCCAAUACUUACGACCUCCGGAGCUACAGUGCUUCCUAUGCUCACGCUCAGAUGUCCAAUUAUGAAUUCAAUAACAAUAACAACAACGUUAAGGACUUCAAGUUAAAGAAAGGGAAAAGUACUUCUGCCUCUUCUUCUUCAGCGCCCUGGAGCUUUGCUGACCCUGAGUUUCAAAGGAAGAAGAGGGUUGCCAGCUAUAAAAUGUACAGUGUUGAAGGCAAGGUUAAAGGGUCUUUGAGGAAGAGCUUUAGGUGGCUUAAGGAUAGGUACACCCAGGUUCUCUAUGGCUGGUGGUGAUUUUUUUUUUUUUCCUUAUUUGGUUAUUGUUGUUGUUUAUCUUAUUUUGUAAUUGUAUUUAUGUCAUGGUAUAUUUGUGACAAUAACAAAUUUUGUGUCACUAAACCGGGGGGAAAAAGAAGAACUUUUUAGAUUUGUGGGUAAUUUGUUAUCAAUUCUUGAUGUGGUUUGGCCACUUGGGGUCUAGUUUUAAUGUAAAAUCUAGCUCCUGGAUAUCUUAUCUGCUUUUAAUUUAUUUGCCUGUUCUUCUGAAGA